Molecule: messenger RNA, 795 nt
Organism: Etheostoma cragini (Arkansas darter)
Lineage: Eukaryota; Metazoa; Chordata; Actinopteri; Perciformes; Percidae
Gene: pdrg1
Product: p53 and DNA-damage regulated 1
Exons: 5
Coding region: 180-572 (130 amino acids)
Biological process (GO): protein folding
Cellular component (GO): prefoldin complex
Source: RefSeq, a predicted model, not a curated record
AAAGCUGUCCUAGAAUAGGCCUACAUCAAGGCAACCGCACCUAUGGCAAUAGGAUAAUAAAAGGGAGUACAUGUUCUCCCUGUGGGAGGCAGCAAUGUGCCGGGAAAGCAUCCGGUGACUGGGUCAGAAGAAGACCGUUGUUUCAGACCGGAUGCAUUUUCAUAGCACACACAGCUACCAUGGACGCUGUAUCCCAGCGUGUUUUAGAGAAUUUGACAGAAGUUGAGGAGGCAGCGGAGGAUGUUCUGACCAGUAAACAACAGAUAGUUGACCUGGACACCAGGAGGAACAGGAACAGAGAGGCGCUAAACGCACUGAAAAAUGAAAUCUUAGAUUCAGAGAAAGUGAAAGUUUGCUUUGGGAACAUGUUCAUCCAAUUUCCUAAAUCAAAGACGAGGGAGAUGAUUCAGAAAGACCAAGAGCAGCUGGACCAGGAGAUCAACGAACUUCGCAAAGGACUGAAAGCUAAAGUCAACCGUCUCAAUGAGAUGCAAGGGAAACCUGAGCUCAGAGGCUACAAUCUUUCUCCUCUGUCCACUGAUGAAAUCAAAGCUAUCAACAGCAUUUUAUAAAGCUGACUAAAAAUGUGAGGACAUAAGGACAGAGCCUGAUGCUACUGUGACGUGCUAACCUCUGGAUGAGCUGAAGGCGCUACACUAGCUUCCUGGAUCAUUGACAUCUUCAUCACCAGCCUUUAGGACAUUUUGGAAAUUCAUGUCAAAGAUUGUAUCCUGUGUCUUACAGUUAAUAGGUGGCUACCGUUUUUUUCAAACUGGACCUCAACCUGUGACGUUG